GCAAGUGGAGGGCGGCAGUCGAGUGGCGACCGCGAUCCGUGGCAGACAUUCGCGGCAUUCGAUGGACUCUAAAGUUCAUUCGACAUUUUUCUUUCGAACAUCGAAGGAAUCUCGCCGGACUGGUUCCCGCGCAAUGCUAGUGCGCCGCUCUGGUGAACCCUUUCGCUUGUAAAUGUGCCGAUAUUUACAUAUGCUCGCUCAAUCUCGCGUCGAACUUUCGAUCUGCGCCCGUGAUUUAACUGGUGUGCUUCGUGAUCCGGCUGAGCGGGACCGAGACGUGUCCUUACCGUCGCCGCUGCCCCAGCGCGCUCAACUCCUGCACAACGUGCGAUGAUCCACGUGGGUCGAGGAGAAUUAUGCGUGGGGCGUGCGCAUGCGCGGUGGUGUGCGCGUUGGUGGCGUUGUGCGCGGGCACCGGGCUGGAGGAGGCGACCCGCGCCGCCGCCGAGAAGCAGCUGCUGGCGCUGCUGGGGCUGCCGCGCCGGCCCGCGCCCCGCGAGCCCCGCGCGCCCGCGCCCCGCCUGCCGCGCGCCAUGCGCCUGCUGUACGACACGCGCGCGCCGCUACCCGCCGCCGCCAACACCGCGCGCUCCUUCUACCACACGCCCACCGUGCUCGACCAGCGCUUCCCGCACCAGCACCGCUUCCGGCUGUUCUUCAACAUAACCGUCCCCGAAGACGAGGUCGCCCGCAGCGCCGACAUCAUCUUCCAGCGAACCGUCGGCGCCACGGGCGGCCAACGCCUCCUGUUGUACGAUGUCGUCCGACCCGGACGGAAAGGGAAGAGUGAACCCAUUCUAAGACUGCUCGACUCGGUGCCUCUGAGGCCCGGUGAGGGGACGGUGACGGCGGACGCCCUGAGUGCGGCGCGGCGGUGGCUCAAGGAGCCGCAACAUAACCAUGGACUAUUAGUGAAGUUAGUUGAAGAAGACAAUUUGAGUAGUAAAGUGCAAUUUCCUCAUAUAAGAGUGCGUCGACGAGCGACGGACGAGGAGGACGAGUGGAGUGCGGUGCAGCCUCUUCUGAUGCUGUACACUGAGGACUCCCGGGCGAGGGUGGCCCGAGAGAGCGGCGAGUCGCGGCUCACGAGGAACAAGCGAGGGGCGCAGCGCCGCGGGCACAGGCCCCACCACAGACGCAAGGAGGCCAGAGAGAUUUGCCAGCGCAGACCGCUGUUCGUCGACUUCGCCGACGUGGGCUGGAGUGACUGGAUCGUGGCCCCGCACGGCUACGACGCCUACUACUGCCAAGGGGACUGCCCUUUCCCCCUCUCGGACCACCUGAACGGCACCAAUCACGCCAUUGUACAGACUCUAGUGAACUCAGUGAACCCGGCAGCGGUGCCCAAAGCGUGUUGCGUCCCAACACAGUUGUCUUCCAUUUCCAUGUUGUACAUGGAUGAAGUGAACAAUGUGGUGCUUAAAAACUAUCAGGACAUGAUGGUGGUAGGGUGUGGCUGCCGAUGACAAAGGCUUGCCCAGUGCGGACCUAGUGAUAGACCGUGGACCCAGUGUACAUAUAGCAGCGGCCUCGAAUUGUAAAUAAUAUAUUAUUUGUAUAUGUACAUAGUCGUGUAAUUAUUAUUUUAUUGAAACAUGAUGAUAUAAUAAAAGAUAAACCUAU
This is a messenger RNA of Leptidea sinapis, 1623 nucleotides long. RefSeq names its product protein decapentaplegic (gene dpp). The transcript has 2 exons. Gene Ontology annotation, cellular component: extracellular region. The record is from RefSeq and is a predicted model, not a curated record. Gene Ontology annotation, molecular function: growth factor activity; cytokine activity. The coding region runs from base 357 to 1466 and encodes 369 amino acids. Gene Ontology annotation, biological process: BMP signaling pathway; SMAD protein signal transduction. Lineage: Eukaryota; Metazoa; Arthropoda; Insecta; Lepidoptera; Pieridae.